UCAUGUAUCCCAUGCCAUCCAACAGUAUUCCAACUCACAUCUCAUUUAAAUUUCUCCCUCUUCUUCUCUCUUUCUCUUAUGUACAAAAUCGAGUGCGACUAACAAGUAGAUAAAACCAGAAAGUUCCCUCCUUUUGAAGGGAGUAAGAAAGUAAGUAUCUCACCAACAACAUGGCCAAGUAUUCCAUCUAUUGGGUGGCAAUUUUGUUGUCAUUAUGUUACUGCACAUCAAUGGCAGAUGCAGAAUAUCUGAAAUACAAAGAUCCUAAGCAGCCAUUAGGUGCUAGAAUCAGGGAUCUUAUGAGUCGUAUGACCCUCGAGGAAAAGAUUGGGCAGAUGGUUCAAAUUGAAAGGAGUGUUGCCUCUGGUGAAGUCAUGAAGAAUUACUUCAUUGGGAGUGUACUAAGUGGAGGAGGAAGUGUUCCUGCUGAGAAGGCUUCUCCUGAGAGUUGGAUCAAUAUGGUUAAUGAGUUCCAAACUGGAUCUCUCUCGACUCGUCUUGGCAUUCCUAUGAUUUAUGGGAUUGAUGCUGUUCAUGGUCACAACAAUGUCUACAAGGCCACCAUUUUCCCUCACAAUGUAGGCUUGGGAGCUACUAGGGACCCUGAACUUGUUAAAAGAAUUGGUGCUGCAACUGCUUUAGAAGUUAGAGCUACUGGCAUUCCAUAUGUUUUUGCACCUUGUAUCGCGGUUUGCAGAGAUCCUAGAUGGGGGAGGUGUUAUGAGAGUUAUAGUGAAGAGCCAAAAAUUGUCCAAGAGAUGACUCAAAUAAUAUCAGGUUUACAGGGUGAAAUCCCACACAACUCCAGAAAGGGUGUUCCCUUUGUUUCUGGACAGAACAAGGUUGCUGCUUGCGCUAAGCACUACGUUGGUGAUGGUGGCACAACCACGGGAAUUAACGAGAAUAACACAGUUAUAGACUUUCAUGGGUUACUCAGCAUUCAUAUGCCAGGCUAUUAUAACGCAAUUAUCAACGGCGUUUCUACAAUCAUGGUUUCCUACUCGAGCUGGAAUGGUGUUAAGAUGCAUGCUAAUCAUAAUCUUGUAACCGGUUUCCUUAAGAACACAUUGAAAUUCAGGGGAUUUGUGAUCUCCGACUGGGAAGGCCUUGACAGGAUCACUUCACCACCACAUACUAACUAUUCAAUGUCUGUACAAGCUGGAAUUUAUGCCGGCAUUGACAUGGUCAUGGUUCCUCACAAUUAUACAGAAUUCAUUGAUGACCUAACCUUCCAUGUGAAAGAAAAGCAUAUCCCAAUGAGCAGAAUUGAUGAUGCAGUAAAAAGAAUUCUGAGGGUCAAGUUUCAGAUGGGUUUAUUUGAGCACCCAUUGGCUGAUACAAGUCUAGUCCACCAGCUUGGAAGUCAGGAACAUAGAGAAAUAGCAAGGGAAGCAGUGAGGAAAUCACUGGUGCUGUUGAAGAAUGAAAAGGUGGGUGAAAAGCCAAUGCUACCCCUUCCUAAGAAAGCAGCUAAGAUACUUGUGGCCGGAAGUCAUGCUGAUAAUCUGGGUUACCAAUGUGGUGGAUGGACUAUUCAAUGGCAAGGACUUGAUGGAAACAACCUCACUCAAGGGACAACAAUCCUCACUGCCAUAAAGAACACAGUCGAUCCAAAGACAGAAGUAGUGUACCAACAGAACCCUGACACCAACUUUGUCAAGUCCAACAAGUUCUCCUAUGCCAUUGUCGUGGUGGGCGAACACCCCUAUGCCGAGACAUUUGGUGACAGCUUGAACUUAACGAUAGCUGACCCAGGCUACAGCACGAUAACAAAUGUUUGUGGGGCAGUAAAGUGCGUUGUCGUUGUCGUUUCAGGAAGGCCUGUCGUAAUCGAGCCAUAUGUUUCAAAGAUGACCGCCCUUGUAGCUGCUUGGCUACCAGGAACAGAGGGUCAGGGUGUUGCUGAUGCUCUGUUUGGUGAUUAUGGUUUCACAGGCAAGAGCACUAGGACUUGGUUUAAGACCGUUGAUCAGCUUCCUAUGAAUGUAGGUGAUCCACAUUAUGACCCACUUUUCCCAUUCGGGUUCGGACUUACCACAGAGCCUAGCAAGAUAUACUAGAAUCCUCAGGUAGCCUUUGGCCUUGGUUUGAAAACCUAGUCAUUCUUCUAUUUUUCCCAUUUUUGUUGUGAACAAUAAAUAUCAUGAUAUAGCAAAAGGAAAGAUCUGUAUUGUGCCAUGGAUAGGUAACGUGAUCUUUUCUUGAA
Beta vulgaris subsp. vulgaris (sugar beet) is the source of this 2206-nucleotide messenger RNA. RefSeq lists its product as uncharacterized. Bases 171 to 2060 code for a protein of 629 amino acids. Lineage: Eukaryota; Viridiplantae; Streptophyta; Magnoliopsida; Caryophyllales; Amaranthaceae. The record is from RefSeq and is a predicted model, not a curated record. The transcript is spliced from 10 exons. Gene Ontology annotation, molecular function: beta-glucosidase activity. Gene Ontology annotation, biological process: glucan catabolic process.